Hippocampus zosterae (dwarf seahorse) is the source of this 1415-nucleotide messenger RNA. Its product is annotated as transcription factor 7-like 1. The transcript is spliced from 5 exons. NCBI's taxonomy places the organism in Eukaryota, Metazoa, Chordata, Actinopteri, Syngnathiformes, Syngnathidae. The coding region runs from base 564 to 1415 and encodes 283 amino acids. Gene Ontology annotation, cellular component: beta-catenin-TCF complex. The record is from RefSeq and is a predicted model, not a curated record. Gene Ontology annotation, biological process: canonical Wnt signaling pathway; regulation of transcription by RNA polymerase II. Gene Ontology annotation, molecular function: RNA polymerase II cis-regulatory region sequence-specific DNA binding; DNA-binding transcription factor activity, RNA polymerase II-specific.
GGAGCUAUAAUUCCACAUUUAUAACAUUGUUUUAUUUCAAGCCUCGUGUUUUCAUGCACGUUUCCCCCAAAUUCUGCGCGUGCGUUUGGGAUAUUUAUGAUGUAAUCUUUAAAAUCGAUAAACUAUAUGCAUUUACUUUUAACGAUAAAGUAGCGUUUUUUGCCCCCACAAAAUAACAAAAUGGAUACUUCACUUGAAGCCUAAGGUACGCAUGCAUCACAAUAUUUUUCUUACCUGUUGAUGGCUGGUCAUAACGCCUAAAUCCGCGUUGGUAAAAUCCAAAGGUCUGUGCAACUUUGCGCUGGUCAUCCUCAACCGAUGUCUCGUCGCUACUAACGGCGUUCCUAUUAUUGAGGCCUCUAAAAAUACAUCCCAAAAUAUUGCGGCCUCCCGAAAUUAGCCAAUCACGACGAGGAUUGGGGUCUCCUUUGUGCGUCACAUUGGCGCACGUAUUACGCACUUGACGGUUAAUCAAAGAGCGGUGUCGCACAUGCUAAUGAGCACAAGAUGGCCAACUAACGGCCGGAAGUCGUCCGCGAGCCGCUUCCAAUUUUGAGCAAAAAAUGCGUUCUUUUCUGUGUGUUAAACACACUAAAACAAAAACAAAAAAAGUCAAGAAAAAGAAUUGCUGUACGUUCCGUGGCCAUCACGAUGCGGUCAACGUUACACCUGCAGCGGUGAACCAAAUGCCUGCUGAAGCUCUUGAUGGCCAGCUUGUAGUGUUGGCACAGGACUCCUUAUUUCUCCCUCCUCCACCACCACCAACACGACCUCCUCCUCCAAAAGCCACGAACUUUGUUUCCCCCGACAGGAUAAAGAGGAAAACAGCAGCUCAGGAUUCCACCGGGCCCUACAUAAAGAAGCCCCUAAAUGCCUUCAUGCUCUUCAUGAAGGAGCAGCGGCCUGUGGUCAAGGCCCAGUUCCUUCAUGAAAACAGCGCUGCGGUCAACAAGAUCAUGGGGCAAAUGUGGAAGUCGCUGAGCCUGGAACAGCAGCAGAAAUACUACGAGGAAUCCGAGCGGCUCAACAGAAUCCACGCCAGCACAUACCCGGGCUGGUCCUGCAGCGACAAUUACGUAAGCCCUCUUUUUUUCCCCUCAUUUUCACAAAAGUCAACAAAUUUGUCCAAUGCCAUUUUUGUGCGUAAUGCACGAUGGUUUCUUCUGGUCCAGGGCAAAAAGAAAAAAAGAGUGUGGGGAAGCGCAGCCACCGGUUUCAACAAUCGGAGCACACCUGCACCUGAGCUCCCUGCGCUGGUACGCGCGCCGUCCGCAUCAAGCUGCAACUGGCAUGAGGCGCCCCAGGUAGAACCCACUUCUGUCCCGUUUACAUUGGGAGCCUCACUGGUGACCUAUGUCCCCUUGUCCUCCUCGCCUUCGCCCGCAUCCUCCUGCCCCACCUACACUCGGUUGUAG